Molecule: messenger RNA, 1755 nt
Organism: Sporothrix schenckii 1099-18
Lineage: Eukaryota; Fungi; Ascomycota; Sordariomycetes; Ophiostomatales; Ophiostomataceae
Product: oligosaccharidyl-lipid flippase family
Exons: 1
Coding region: 1-1755 (584 amino acids)
Biological process (GO): glycolipid translocation; dolichol-linked oligosaccharide biosynthetic process; protein histidyl modification to diphthamide
Cellular component (GO): endoplasmic reticulum membrane
Molecular function (GO): 2-(3-amino-3-carboxypropyl)histidine synthase activity
Source: RefSeq, a predicted model, not a curated record
AUGGCGGACAAACAACCGCCCCCGGCUUCAGCUCCUACUGCCCCGUCGGCCGUCCGCGGCGCGUCGCUGCUUAUUGCACUGCAGGUCGCAUCCCGCGCAGCUACUUUCAUCGCCAACCAGCUGCUGCUCCGCUUCUUGACGGCACAGCUGCUCGGCGUGGCCACACAGCUCGAGGUUUACUACCUGAGCGUGCUCUUCUUUGCACGCGAGAGUUUGCGUGUAGCCAUUCAACGCCAGGGCGGGCGAGAGCAACCCCAAGAGGCCGCCAAGAGCCCCAAGGAGAACGCCUCCAAAAAGAGUGCCUCCAAAAAUGAGGACAAGACUUCCUCUUCCUCGCCGUCGCCCGCCUCCUCCCAGAGUGCCGUCAAUCUAGCCUACGUCUCCAUUUUGCUGGGAUCGCUUGUAGCCCUGCUGCUCGGCUGGCUCUACUUGGCAUCGAUUCACAAGACGACAGAUGAGGACGGCAACAUCCACGAAGAUCACGAGCACGGCCACCCAGCACGGUCGCUUGCAGAGACCACGCCGUUUCUCGUUCCUAGCCUGUACCUCUACGCCUUUGCGUCGGCCAUUGAGCUGCUGUCGGAGCCGGCUUUUGUCGUCUUGCAGUUGAGACUGCAGUUUGGUGCGCGUGCCGCCGCCGAAUCGGUUGCCACCGUGCUACGUUGUGCAACGACCUUGGGCGCUGCCGUGCUGGCCACGCGUUUGGGCGACGGCAGGGGCACUGCCGGACGUGGCAUCGUUCUCGGUGUCCUGCCCUUUGCGCUCGGCCAACUGGCCUACGGGGUCGGCCUGCUGGCGGUGUACGCUUGGCACGGCGCAUCCCUGGCGCGGCGCGACGGCUUCUCGCUGUUUCCCCGCCGGCUGACCGGCCAGUACGCUCUCCAGCUCUUUGACCGGCCGACCCUCCACCUGGCCUCCAGCAUGUCCGUCCAGAGCAUUGUCAAGCACGUGCUGACGCAGGGCGACACGUUCCUAGUCAGUGUGCUGUCGACCACCACGACCCAAGGCGUCUAUGCCUUGGCCAACAACUACGGCGGUCUGGCCGCGCGGCUGCUGUUCCAGCCCAUUGAAGAGAGCAGCCGGAGCUACUUUUCUCGCCUAUUGGCCGAGGACGACAAGGCGCACAACAAGGAGACAAGUAAGACCGCGCCCACGAAGAGGGCGGCCCGCGACCUCCAGACCCUGCUUAAGCUCUACCUGCUCUUCUCCCUUGUUGUGACGGCCAUUGGCCCCGCUGCCGCGGCGCCCUUCCUGGGGCUUGUCACCGGCCCGCGCUGGGCCAACUCGGGCGCUGCCGCUACUCUCGCGGCCUACGUGUGGUACAUUCCGCUACUAGCUAUCAAUGGCGUCGCAGAAGCUUUUGUGGCAUCGGUCGCAACCGAAGCCCAGGUCUACCGCCAAUCGGUGUGGAUGGGCGGCUUCUCGGCCGUGUUCGCAGCCGCUGGCUACAUCUGUCUGCGCGUGCUCGACGGCGGUGCUGUCGGCCUGGUCGCGGCCAACGGCAUCAACAUGGCGUGCCGCAUCGUCUGGUGUCUUGUAUUUAUUCGACGGUACUUUGCGGCACGUGGUAUCUCGUUUUUCGGCGACGCCACGUCCUCGCUCAUGCCGCACCCCUUCGCCGUGCUCGCAGCCGCGGUCACGAGCACGGCUGUCCGGCGGUUUGUGCCGGCCACGUUGUCCACAGGGCCUGUCGCUCAAAUUACACAGCUUAUCAAGAUUGCCGUCUUGGCCGUCCCAUUUCUCCUCACAGUGUAA